CUGUCCUCCACGCAGGAUUUUCCACGCGCGCCCCUUUCCGAUCCCCGCGUAAACUGAGCGUAUUGCACUGACUCCGCUUCCCGAUGGGGACACAUCGAGGGAUGAGUUCUCCUGUUGCAGCUCCCCCCACCAGGAGAGGCGCGCGCUGAGGAGCCAACAGCCGCACCGCCGCGUCCCGCUCCGCUCUGCACUGGGGACAUAGCAAGACCUCAAGACAGGACAGGAGGAACACCUGCCUUAUACCGACAUCUGAUUUUUUUUUUAUUUGAGUUUUUUUUUUAGUUGUUUUGUUUUUGUUUGAAGAGCGCCAAUCUGCGCGAGCCUGCUCGCAGAGCCCCGCGUGCCGCGCGUGAAACCAUCCGGGAUCCGUGGGUUUUAUUUUUUAAACGAAAGAGAACUCGUGCAAAGCCCACAGCGAAACACUGACCUGAGAAGUGGACCAAACAGCGAGUGAAGAGCAGGAGAACACCGCGGAGAUCGGAGGAGAUCAGAGGGGAGAUCACAGAGAGGGGAGAUCAGAGAAGAGAGAAGCGCGGAGGAGAUCAGAGGAGAUCAGAGAGGAAAGCAGCAUGCCGCGGAGGAAGCAGCAGGCGCCCCGACGCGCCGCAGCAUACGUUCCAGAUGAGCUGAAAGAGGCAGCAAUGUUGGAUGAUGACCUGGAGGAGGAGGACUCAGCCUUGGAGGAGGAACCUCCAGUCAAGUACCUUUGUACAGAGAAGGACUUCCUCAGCAAAGACCCAGCGCAGUACCACGAUUCCCUGGCAGCGGAUUUCUCCAGCCACGAGAUGGACAGCGAAUCCCACUUGAGUGAGUCCAGUGACCGCAUGUCAGACUUUGAAAGUGUCUCUGUCAAGAACGAAGAGGAGACAGUCAAGGAACCGCUGACUGCAGGGGGCGCUGCCACCAGUGAGAGUGUCACCUUUGGUCCAGACAGUCUUGAACAGAUGAAAGCCAUCUACACCAGCUUUCUGACGAACUCCUACUGGUCAUCACUGAACCUGAACCUUGCCCAGCCACCGACAGAGAAACAGCAGCACAGCAGCAGCAGCAGUAGUAGCAGCAGCAGUAGUAGCUGUGGUAGUGGGAGCUAUGACUGGCAUCAGUCAGCCGUGGCCAAGACGCUCCAACAGGUCUCCCAGACUCGUCUCCACCAGGAGCCCAGCCUUUUCAGCACUGUGCAGCUUUACCGGCAGAGCACCAAACUCUAUGGCUCCAUAUUCACUGGUGCCAGCAAGUUCCGUUGCAAGGACUGCAGUGCCGCCUAUGACACACUGGUGGAGCUUACAGUGCACAUGAAUGAGACAGGCCAUUACCGUGAUGACAACCACGAGACAGAUGGCAGUGGCACCAAGCGCUGGUCCAAACCACGCAAGCGCUCUCUCUUGGAGAUGGAGGGGAAGGAGGAUGCCCAGAAGGUUCUAAAGUGUAUGUACUGUGGCCACUCCUUUGAGUCCCUGCAGGACCUCAGCGUCCACAUGAUUAAGACAAAACACUACCAGAAAGUGCCUCUCAAGGAGCCUGUAACCCCUGUAGCAGCAAAAAUGAUCUCCUCCUCCAGGAAGAGGGCCCCUAUUGAGUUAGACCUACCCAGUUCUCCAGACUCAUCUGCAGGCACACCCAAAACAACCAUGGGAGACACAAACGAUUCCCUGCAAAAGGGCUCAAACCCUUACAUUACCGCUAAUAACCGGUAUGGGCACCAGAAUGGAGCUAGCUAUGCCUGGCAGUUUGAGUCACGUAAGUCCCAGAUUCUGAAAUGCAUGGAGUGUGGCAGUUCUCAUAAUACAUUGCAGGAGCUGACGGCCCACAUGAUGGUGACAGGUCACUUCAUUAAAGUCACCAACUCAGCCAUCAAGAAAGGAAAGCCUGUUCUGGAAGCACCUACCACUCUUGCACCAGCCACCCCUGUGGAGGAGAAGGUGCAGUCAGUACCACUGGCUGCCACCGCUUUCUCCCCUCCGCCAACUGCCCCUCCAUCCAGUAUCUCCCCCAAGCUGUGCAUGGAAAUCAAAAAGGAGGAGAAAGAAGUGGAGUGCUCCAAAGAGGUCAGUAACAAAGACAAAAAACAGUCUGAUGAAGAUGAGGAAAAACUUGACAUUGCCUCCAAAUAUCACUAUCUGACUGAGGAAGACUUGGAGGAGAGUCCAAAAGAAGGGUUUGACAUUUUAAAGUCACUGGAGAACACUGUCACUUCCGCCAUCAACAAAGCACAGAACGGCACCCCCAGCUGGGGUGGAUACCCAAGCAUUCAUGCUGCCUACCAGCUGCCCAACAUUAUGAAGCUCUCCCUGGGUGCUUCUGGGAAGAGCUCCCCGCUGAAGUACAUGUUUACAGGAGGUGAAAUUCUUUCUCCUACCAAAAGCCAACCGUUAGUCUCCCCACCAAGCAGCCAGACAUCCCCCCUGCCAAAAAACAAUUUCCAUGCUAUGGAAGAGUUAGUCAAGAAGGUCACAGAGAAAGUGGCAAAAGUAGAGGAGAAGUUGAAGGACCCUGAGAAGAAGCCCUCCCCUUUGAGAAGAGCCACACCCUCACCCUGCAGCAGUGAAGGAGGCGAAUCAACUGGGGGUGACUCUCCUAAAGACAGGGCAAAAACCCCAGAGAGCGGCAGUAGCAACAAGAACCCCAGUGGUGAUAGCCUAGCUAAAGAAUCUCUGGAGAAUGGGACUGACGCCUCAAGAAUUCCCAGUUCUUCAUUGUGUGGCAGCACCGCCAUCAUCACUGAACACCCUCCUGAACAACCUUUUGUUAACCCCCUAAGUGCGCUUCAGUCUGUGAUGAACAUCCACCUCGGCAAAGCAGCUAAACCGGCCUUGCCAGCAUUGGAUCCCAUGAGCAUGCUGUUCAAAAUGAGCAACAGCCUGGCAGAGAAGGCUGCAGUGGCUACACCACCCAUCCAAACCAAAAAAAACGAGCAUUUGGACCGUUACUUCUACCACGUCAAUAAUGACCAGCCCAUUGAUUUGACAAAAGGCAAGAGUGACAAAAACUGCUCGUUGAGCUCGGCCCUCCUAUUGCCCACAUCAACAUCAGCAUCUGUCUCUCCCUCAUCCACUGUGACAACGACUAAGACUUCUGCCAUUGCAUCAUUUAUGUCGAACUCCCCGCUGAGGGAGAAUGCCCUGUCAGACAUUUCUGACAUGUUGAGGAACCUCACGGAGAGCCACAAUUCCAAAUCCUCCACGCCUACCAGUGUGUCUGAGAGGUCGGAUGUGGACGGAGCAACCCUAGACGAAUCAGAGGAGAUUAGCCCAGCACAGAAGCGCAAGGGACGGCAAUCCAACUGGAACCCCCAGCACUUGCUCAUUCUGCAAGCCCAGUUUGCUGCCAGCUUAAGGCAGACAUCUGAUGGCAAGUAUGUCAUGUCAGACCUCAGCCCACAAGAGCGCAUGCACAUCUCCCGCUUCACAGGCCUCUCUAUGACCACCAUCAGCCACUGGCUAGCAAACGUCAAGUACCAGCUGAGAAGGACAGGCGGGACCAAGUUCCUCAAGAACCUGGACUCAGGCCAGCCAGUGUUCUUCUGCAAUGACUGUGCCUCCCAGAUUCGGACACCCUCGACAUAUAUAAACCACCUGGAGUCACACUUAGGCUUCAGGCUGAGGGACCUGGCCAAGCUGUCAGGGGAGACACUGGGCAGUCAGGUAAUGUGCCACUCCAAGGGCAUGCCUGAGAAACUGUUCUCCACCCCAUCCCCCUCGCCAUCUCCUUCAUCCUCCCCUGACGAGGAGGGCAGUGGUGCCUCUUACCAGUGCAAGUUGUGCAACCGGACUUUUGCAAGCAAGCAUGCUGUCAAGCUGCACCUCAGCAAGACCCAUGGGAAGUCCCCAGAGGACCACCUCCUGUAUGUGUGCGAGAUGGAGAAGCAGUAGCAGCACAGGACAGAGUUUGAGCAGUGACCAGACUCUUCUCUCCUGUGUUUUUAACAGAUAUUUGAACAAAAUGAGAACAUAAAAAGAAUAAAGGAAAAAACAAGAGGCAAAAAAACUGCACAAUGAUGCCAUUUAACUGCUGUUCACUUCUGGCACAUGAACUUGGCUCAAAACCUUUCUUGUUUUGUUUUAGGUUGAAAAGGGUUUUUUUGUGGGGUUUUUUGUUUUGUUUGUUUUUUUUUUAUUGUACAGCAUUUAAAAUAGAGGUGCUGCAUAAUCUACUAUUGUUAUUCGUAAAAUAUGAAGGUUUAAGAAAACAUUUAAAAUGAAGUUGUAUAUGUUUAAAUUUUUGCAUAAAUUGAAUCUAGUUCCUUUGCAUCCCUUGGAUGCCCUGAGCUGCAUGCGUUAACGGACAAUUUAGUUAAGCAUUUGAAUAACUAAAUCUGGUGCACUUUCUUUUCCGUUUUUUUCACGUGACUGAAGAGUACUGGCGUCAGCAUUGAAAAUUUAACCCUCUGAGUACGGCCAAACUGCUUGAUAUGCAGACUUUACAUCAAGGCGAAACAUUUAAGAUACAUUUUCGCCAAACUAUGGCAUACAAAAAUUGUAGGUGACAUUCAAUCAUUGUACAGUUGUAUAUUGCAAAUGUUUAUGAAUCCAAAACUGCAAUUUUUUGUUCACCAUUAAAUC
Messenger RNA from Scleropages formosus (Asian bonytongue), 4559 nucleotides. RefSeq names its product teashirt homolog 3-like. The coding region runs from base 570 to 3869 and encodes 1099 amino acids. NCBI's taxonomy places the organism in Eukaryota, Metazoa, Chordata, Actinopteri, Osteoglossiformes, Osteoglossidae. Gene Ontology annotation, cellular component: nucleus. The record is from RefSeq and is a predicted model, not a curated record. The transcript is spliced from 3 exons. Gene Ontology annotation, molecular function: DNA-binding transcription factor activity, RNA polymerase II-specific; DNA binding. Gene Ontology annotation, biological process: regulation of transcription by RNA polymerase II.